This is a messenger RNA of Hydra vulgaris (swiftwater hydra), 2051 nucleotides long. Its product is annotated as craniofacial development protein 1. The record is from RefSeq and is a predicted model, not a curated record. Lineage: Eukaryota; Metazoa; Cnidaria; Hydrozoa; Anthoathecata; Hydridae.
UAAUAUAGAUACUAUUGCUUAAAUUAAAGUUAAAAAUAAGUUUUACAGAAAUGGCAUUGGUUUUUGAUUCUGAUGAAGAUGGCGGUGUUAAUGAGUUAGUUGGCAAUGAUGAAGAUGAUGAAGUAGAUGAUGAUGACUAUGUUCCCGAAAAAAAAGCUGCUGUUUCUGAUGAUGCCGAUGAUGGUGAAGAAUCAGAUCCUGAUUUUAAUUUAAAAAAGAAAAAAGUAUCUUCAAAAAAAAGAGGCCGCCCUUCGAAGGGCUCUCCUCCUGAAAAAAAACUGAAAUCUGAUACUUCUAGCAAAAAAGGUAAAGGAAGACCUAAAAAGUCACUAUCUAAAGAAUCUGUUCAAAAGAGCCCAGUGCAAAAAGGAAAACCACAAUCUAUAUCAAAAGACAAUCAUAACAUUUUAAGUGAAGAAACAGAAAAAUGUAAAGAGGCAGUUGACUCUAAAAGGAACUCAUUACGAAGAAGCUCUAGGAGCACUCGAGCAUUUGUUUCUUAUGCUGAUGCAGAUUUAUCUGGGGAAGAAGAACAUCUUUCUGAUUAUGAAGAGUUGGAUAAUAAACAAAUAAAAGAUAAAAAAUUAAAAGUUGAUGCUGGAAUAGACAAAAAAAAACAUGCAGAAAACCUAUGGUCAGAUUUUAAAGAGGACGUCAACAAAAAAAGUGGACUCUUGACCAAAAAUAGUUUAACAAAUGACACUUCAAAAAAUGUUUCAGAUGAAAUAAAAAAAGAUAUUCCAAAGCAUAGCAUAAGUACUGCUGAUACAAAAACUGAUUCUAAGCUUGAUGAAAAACUACCUUAUAAUUUGCAAGAGUCUAAUGUUAAAAACUUGGAAGAACCUACAUUAAACUCUGAUUCAGAUAUCUCUAUUAAAAAAAGUGAAUCAGCUGAAUGUCCUGAAAAGACAAUUAAUAGUAAUAAUGAAAUCAAUCAUGAUAGUGAAAAAAAAAUUCUCGAAACAAUUAUAACAGCCAAGGAAGAGUCCCCGAAACCUCAGAAACCUGCUUCGAUAAUGGCUGAAGGAUCAAAAAAGAUGAUUGCUGUCACAGAAACAUAUGAUUUUGCUGGUGAAACUGUCAAGGUCACUAAGCAAGUUCUGGAAAAUGAUGAACUGUCACAGAGUUCAAGUAGCAGUUUUAAUAGCAGUCUUUCAAAUUCGUCAUCAUCAAGUAGCUUGUCAUCAAAUGAUUCAAAACGAGGUGGUGUGGCCAAUGUCCUUGACUCAUUAAAGAAGAAGAAGAUGAGCGUUCUGGAUAAAUCAAAACAUGACUGGGAAAGUUAUAAAGCAGAAACAGACCUUACAGAUGAACUAAAAAAAAAUAAAGGAGUUGGAUUCCUUGAUAAACAAGAUUUUUUGAAUCGUGUUGAUUACCAGCAGUGGGAAAGAGAAAGGGAAAUGCGCCUAUACACAAACCGGAAAUAAACUACCUUUCUCUAUUGGUUUGCGCUAACUUGAUGGUUCUUAAUCAACAUCUGUUUAUUUCGUUUUAGUUUUAUAAAGAUUUUAUUACGUGCAUAUACAGUUACAGAGUUGAGAAACGGCAUUAUUUAUUGGAUAUAAAAAGGUGAAUCAUUUCUUUAGAAAUGCUUUUGAACAUUGAUUUGAAGCUUGUUUUAAAUCGACGAUUUUUGAUUACAUUUAGUUUAUGUAUCAAAUUUCUUUUUCUUAUUGUCAUCAUGUGUCGUUUUUGUGUUUGUGUGUUCGUGUCUUAUCCUUCGUGUGUGUGUGCUUAAUUGCCUUCCGAUGCUUUUGUUUCGCUUUUGUGUGGCUUAGUUUAAAUAGUGUUUCGUCGUAUGACUUACUAUUAAGGCUAAAUUUAAAGGAUGCUUCGUGCGAAGGCUACCUUGGAUUUUUUGUGUGCAACUUGAUUUAUAUCAAAGUUUCUUAGAACAUUUCUAAUCUAAUAACUUUAUUUAAGGGUUAAAAUAUUUCUACCAUUAAAAAAGAGUAUUAUGAAAUUUAUGUUGAAAUAUCUGUUUUUAGUCUGCAUAAUGUUAAUUAGAUAUCACGGAACAAUUAGGAUAUUUAUAAAAGAUUUAUUUCUUA